Messenger RNA from Vicia villosa (hairy vetch), 7335 nucleotides. RefSeq names its product disease resistance protein RPV1-like. Bases 430 to 3630 code for a protein of 1066 amino acids. Lineage: Eukaryota; Viridiplantae; Streptophyta; Magnoliopsida; Fabales; Fabaceae. Gene Ontology annotation, molecular function: ADP binding. The record is from RefSeq and is a predicted model, not a curated record. The transcript is spliced from 8 exons. Gene Ontology annotation, biological process: signal transduction; defense response.
GGGUCGUGGUUCUAAUGAGUGAGAGACGGUUUGUGUAGAUGGAAGAGAAACCGUUUUUUAUCAAACGUAUGUUGAAUGAAAAAAAACUUUUACUGAGUUUUAAAACAACAAUUUUGCUUAAUGUUAAACCCAUCCACGUGGAAAGAUUAUGAAUUAAGAAGGGUAAUUAGGGGUUUAUAAGAACACCUAAUUUUUUCUUAUAUGAUAGAUUGAAAUUCGCACCAUUAAACUAAACUACUACUACCUCUAUUAGAAAAGAAAUUGGAGACAAACAUUGAAAUUUACAUAGGUUUUCCUUCUUCUUUCUUGCCACAACAACGACCCAUUCUCACCCAGUAAACUUGACGACAUUGCGUUGACCACACUACCAUUGAUUAAUUAAUUAACUAAUUUCCCUUUCCUCUCAUCGUUCCACACUCAGAUUCAUCCAUGGAAGAUCCCUCACAUCACACAGAAAAUUUAGAUGAAAGAGCCGAAGCAUUUAUUCACGAGUUUCAGAAAGCAAUGAUCCAUGAAGAAAGUAGAUCAACGAUGCGUGAACAUGAAGUGUUUCUAAGCUUCAGAGGAGAAGACACGCGCUCUUCCUUCACUUCACAUCUCCAUGCUUCUCUUCAAAACGAAGGAAUUAAAGCUUUUAGAGACGACGAUUCUCUGAAAAGAGGAGAUCACAUUUCAGCAUCAAUACAUCAAGCAAUUCAAAAAUCUCAGAUCUCUGUCAUUGUUUUUUCAAGAACCUAUGCUGAUUCGCGAUGGUGUCUCGAUGAAUUGGUGAAGAUAAUGGAGUGUCGUAGAACCAUAGGGCAAGUGGUUUUGCCGGUGUUUUAUGAUGUUGAUCCCUCGGAAGUUCGUCAUCAAUCUGGCGAGUUUGGAAAAGCAUUUGGAAGUCUCUUGACUAGGCUUUCGAAUAAGAAAGGGAUUUAUGAUAGGUUUGGAAAAGCUGUUCGAUAUGUUUUGAAAAGUUUUUCAAUGUAUGACGAAGAGUCACCAAAUCAGGAGCUGAGGUGGAGCUGGAGUGCCGCGCUUCGUGAGGCCGCAGGGCUUGCAGGAUUUGUAGUACUAAAUUCAAGGAAUGAAAAUGAGGCUAUCAAGGAUAUUGUUGAAAAAGUUACACAAUUGCUAGACAAGACAGACUUGUUUGUUGCUAAUAAUCCAGUGGGAGUUGAAACUCGAGUAAAAGAUAUGAUUCAAUUACUAGACAUCCAACAAUUAAAUGAUGUUCAUUUAAUAGGAAUGUGGGGUAUGGGAGGAAUUGGCAAAACCACAAUUGCAAAAGCCAUUUACAAUAAAAUUGGCCGCAAUUUUGAAGCUAGGAGCUUCCUUGCAAAUACAAGGGAGGUUUGGGAGAAAAAUGAUGGACCAGUGUCUUUACAACAACAACUUCUCUUUGAUAUUUGCAAGGAAUCAAAAACCAAGAUUCAAAAUAUUGAGGCAGGAAAAAUUAUAUUAACGGAUAGACUUUGUGGCAAAAGAGUAUUUCUUGUACUUGAUGACGUGAGUACAUUGGAUCAAUUGAAUGCUUUGUGCGGAAGUCGUCAAUGGUUUGGUUCAGGGAGUAGAAUAAUCAUCACAACUAGAGAUAUGCAUAUACUUAGAGCUAAUAGAGUUGACCAAAUAUACACAAUGAAAGAAAUGGAUGAAAGUGAAUCAAUUGAGCUUUUUAGUUGGAAUGCAUUUAAGCAAGCAAGCCCUAGAGAAGAUUUUGCAGGAAUUUCCCAAAAUGUAGUGGAGUAUUCGGGGCAAUUGCCGCUAGCUCUAGAAGUCCUCGGGUCUUAUUUGUGUGAUAGGGGGAUAACAGAAUGGAAGUGUGUAUUGGACAAGCUCAAAAGAAUUCCAAAUGAUCAAGUGCAGAAGAAGUUAAAAAUAAGCUAUGAUGGUUUAAAUGAUGAUUUUGAGAAAGAAAUAUUCCUUGACAUCGCUUGUUUCUUUAUUGGGAUGGACCGAAAUGAUGUUAUACAUAUAUUAAAUGGCUGUGAACUUUAUGCGGAAAUUGGAAUAAAUGUCCUUCUUGAGCGCUGCCUUGUGACUGUUGAUGAUAGGAACCGACUUGGAAUGCAUGAUUUGUUACGAAAUAUGGGUAGAGAAAUCAUACGCGAAGAAUCACCAAAGGAGCCCGAGGGGCGUAGCAGGUUGUGGUUUAGUAACGACACGCUUAAUGUUUUAUUUGAACAAACGGGAACAAAAGUUGUCGAGGGACUGACUUUGAUGUUGCCAAGAGAUAGUGUAAAAUGUUUUAGUACUAAUGCAUUUCAAAAGAUGACGAGACUCAGAUUGCUUCAACUUGCUGGAGUACAACUUGAUGGAGAUUUUGAAUACCUUUCGAGAAAUCUAAGAUGGCUUUCUUGGAAUGGGUUUCCUUUAACAUGCAUACCCUCGAGCUUUUAUCAAGGAAAUUUAGUUUCAAUUGAGUUAGAAAAUAGCAAUAUCAAAUAUUUAUGGAAAGAAACCCAGAGGCUAGAGAAGCUGAAAAUUCUCAAGCUUAGUCAUUCUCAUUAUCUGAGACAAAGCCCAAACUUUUCAAACUUGCCUAAUCUUGAACAACUAAUACUCUCCGAUUGUCCAAUGUUGUCUGAGAUUUCUCCUAGCAUUGGACAUCUCGAUAAAAUUCUUCUAAUAAAUUUAGAAGAUUGUAUUAGCCUAUGCAGCCUCCCAAAAAGUAUCUAUAAGUUGAAAUCUCUGAAAACUCUCAUUCUUUCUGGUUGUUUAAAGAUUGAAAAGUUGGAAGAGGACUUGGAACAAAUGGAAUCUUUAACCACCUUGAUUGCAAAUAACACUGCAAUUACAAAAGUGCCGUUUUCAAUUGUAAGAUCAAAAAGCAUUGUAUAUAUUUCUUUGUGCGGCUAUGAAGGAUUUUCACGUGAUGUGUUUCCAUCCAUCAUUCGGUCUUGGAUGUCACCAACAAAUAAUCUCCCAUCCCAAUUUCAAAGUUCUACUAUCAUGUCAUUUCCUGUUCUUUUAGAUGUACGACAUAGUAAUUCCCACGAAUUAUCAUUGAUUUCAAAGCACCUUCCAAGUCUUCAAAGUAUUUGGGUGCAGUCCAGCUCAGAACUUCAACUUUCUCACGAUGCAGCAAUAAUUUUGGAGGCAUUGUAUGCCACUAAUUAUAAUGAAUUGGAAUCAGCUGCAACUAAAUCACAAAAUUCCUUGAAAUCUAUUUUCAUUCAAUUGGGAAUGAAUUGCCAAGUUGCCAAUAUUUUGAAAGAGAAAAUUGUACAGAAUAUGGCUGUCCAAGGGUGCGGGGGCUUUUUGCUCCCGGGUGAUAAGUAUCCAUGUUGGUUAACCUUCAAUUGCAAAGGUUCUUCUGUAUUUUUUGAAGUCCCUCAAAUGGAAGGACGUCAUUUAAAGACAAUAAUAUGCGUUGUCUAUUCUUCAAAUCCAGAAAACAUAGCAUCAAAUGGCCUUAAAAACGUGAUGGUGAAAAAUUACUCAAAGGCCACCAUUCAGCUCUAUAAGAGAGAGGCACUAGUCUCAUUCGAAGAUGAGGAGGGUCAGAGAUUAGUAUCAAGUAUAGAACCUGGCAAUAAAAUGGAGGUUGUUGUUGUUUUUGAGAACAAUUUAAUUGUGAAAAAGACAACAAUUUAUCUCGUAUAUGAUGAACCACUUGGCAGAAUAAUGGAACAAAGUUAUGUGUAGAUUGGAUGCUACUUGAGGUGCUGAAGAAAGUCAUACUGGUGUUUGGUUUCAUUUUGAAGCCCUGAUCAAGAAGAUUUUAUCUAUGUGACCAUGUCUAAGAAUGCAUUCGUCCUAUUCUUCUAAUGAAGAAUCUGGCCUGCUGUUUAAUCUUGUUAGUUGGUCUUUAAUCUUGUUAUUUGGUGCUGGUGGAGUUCUAACUAAUGUGUGCUUCCGGUAAGUAAAAUAAAAUUUAUACAUUCAAUUUUGAUACCAUUACUCAUAAAAUAUGGUAUAUGUUUUCUGAACAGAAAAUAUGAAGUGAUAAUGUGCGGAGUGGUUAUUUUGAACAUUUAAGAGUAUUCUGAUUAGUGUUUUAUCCAUUUUACAACGAGUUGCGGCAAUGAAGGGAACAACAUUACAACAGUCUUGCAUUGAAUAAAUGUUGGGAUGAGAUGCGUGCGACAAAGGUAAAUUCAAUAGGAAAAUGCAGUCUGUCUACUAGAUGAAAAAUGCAAACAGAUGAAUCACUAGCCUACUCAAAGGAAGUAGUUGAAGAAAAAAUGCGUCAUAAGUUGACAAGUUUAUAUUUAAGACACAGACAUAGGAUUUUUCAUUUGGAGCAUUGAAGUUGAAGAGGAAGAAUGUUUACUCGCGGGGACCAGUAGCACAAUUUAGUUUCAUUUUUUCUCUCCAUGAAGUCAGAUCUCACUUAGUACUAGUUUGAACGGAGAGUGAAGAAGGGUUGUAGAAAGUAAAUUAAAUCUGUGUCGUUUUGAUUUCAAGUCUGCUGACCACUGCGCCUACGAGGUAUUGUCCGCUUUGUGCGUGAGAUUGAGAACUUGUCAUGAUUUGUCUUUGAAAAAAGAACUUUGUUGGAUUAAGAAGUGCAUUCUAUAAAAAUUAUCAUUGUCCUCGACUCCUUAGUAAUGUGAUAUAUUUUACUGUACUGGAAUAGUUUGGGCAAACAAAUGAUGAGUUCUUUAAUGCAUCAGUGUUCCUUGAUGUUGAUGGAAAAACUGAUUUUUUUUUUGGGGUGCAAAUUUAAUGCAGAAUCAUCUGCAUUUAGCUGUGAUUCAUUUUUAAUUCCGCUACUUUUGUUGAAUAUGGGGUAUUACUUAUGUGUGACACUCUUAGCCUUUUUACUUGAUGAUGUGGCGUCUAUGAGUUUAGUUGGGAAUUGAGCAAUUUUUUUCACGUUCGAGUAGUUUAGAAUCAAUGGUCAUUUUGUACAGAAAACCGGUCAACAUGAGGAGAACUUGACUCAAUUUUAUUAAAGAUAAUGAAGAGAUUGAGGUAAACUAACUAGUUCAUAAGAUAGAUUAACUGAAUUGUAGCUAACUUCUAGUUAGUUAUCAAGUAGUUAGAUGAAUGUUUAAGUUAGUUAGAUAUUGCUUGUUAUAUAAGUAAGUUUCUUCACUUGUAUACAAGCAUGAUGAUGAGUAAUAGAAUUCUGCAACCAUCUUUCUUCUUCUACAUUCAGUUUUUCUGCAUUUUCAUAUGCUUAACUUGAUUCUUAACAUGGUAUCAUUGGCCUGUGAUCAAGCCUCCACCACUGCACUCAAUUAUCUCAUCUCAUCCACCGUGUUUUUCUUCUCAAUUUUCCAUUCUUCUCUCUAUCGACUUUCUUCAGUUUUUUCCAGUUAACCAUGUGUGUUGCAAGCUCUACAAGCAACAUCAAUGGCGAACAUCCAUUAAAUGCCAAUAACAAAGGUUAUCAAACCGAUACCCUCGGUCUUUAUUUCAUGCACCCCAAUGAAAAUCUAGCAUUGGUUCUUGUUUCUCCUUUGCUUUUGACCAACAAUUAUCAUUCUUUAUCAAAAUCCAUGACAAUGGUUAUAAGAUCCAAGAAUAAGCUUCACUUCAUCAAUGACAGCGUGCCUCCUCGAGCACUAGAUGAAGACCAUAACUCUGUUGCUUGGGAUUAGUGCAACACCAUGAUUAUGUCAUGGAUUCACAAUUUUGUUGAAUCAGAUAUCGCUCUAAGUGUGUUAUGGAUGGAUACCACAGCUGAAAUUUUGAAUGAACUGAGCGAUCGUUUUUAUCAAAAUGGUGUAUUCAGAAUCUCAUAUCCUUAAGAAGAAAUUUGCAACUUGAAAAAAGGUGAUUCAUCUAUGUCUUCUUACUACACUAAACUUAAGAAAUUGUGGUAAGAAUUGGACAAUUUUCGUCCAAUUCCUGAAUGUUCAUGUGACAUUACUUGCCAAGCUGUUGUCAAGAUCCGUGCUUACAAAGAUGGUGAUCAAGUUAUUAGAAUCCUUAAAGGUUUGAAUGAUCAAUAUUCAGCUGUGAGAUCUCAGAUCAUGUUGAUGGAACCCCUUCCAACCAUCUGCAAAGUUUACUCUCUUCUUGUUCAACAAGACAGACAAGUUAUUUUACCUCUUGAUGAAUCAAAGGUAUUAGUCUUUCCUAAUCUCAAGCAACCUCAAAAGAAUACAUCCAAACCCAGUGGAAAUUCUCGUGGAAUAGGCAUUAAAGGUGGUAGAUCAUUUGGAGGAAGAGGUCGAGGUUCCCGAGUAUGCACUCAUUAUGGCAUGACCAAUCACACAAUUAGGAAGAGGUCGAGGUUCCCGAGUAUGCACUCAUUAUGGCAUGACCAAUCACACAAUUAGGAAGAGGUCGAGGUUCUCGAGUAUGCACUCAUUGUGGCAUGACCAACCACACGAUUGAUUCUUGCUUCAAAAAGCAUGAUUAUCCACCACAUGGGAAGUAAGAUGGCACAAUAUAAUCAAUCAUUAGGCAGAUGUUCCUGACAAAACAGAUGCAUCUCAAAAUGAUUUCAAUGAAGAUAAUGAGCAAGUUCAAGGCAAUUUGGAAUUCACAAUUCACCAACAUAAAGCAUUAUUGGCCAUUCUUCGGGCUCCCAACAUCAACCAUUUGACAACUCAAAUUGAAAAUGGCUCAAGUAUCAUAUCCACUAUUCCUAACUAUCCUAGACCUCAGAAUCUUAUCCUUGAUACUGGUGCAAUAGAUCAUGUUUGUCAUACAAAAUAUUUCUUUCAAUGCAUCAAAAGAACCAAUCCCAUAACCCUCAAAAUCCUUUGUCAUUACCUAUUAUGCUAGCACAAUCCAUUUUGACAAACAUUUGUAUAUUACUGACGUAUUAUACAUGCAUGAUUUCUCUUUUAAGCUCAUUUCAAUUCCUAAGCUAACCAAACAAUUGAAAUGUCAAUUGGUGUUUAAUGAUAAUGAUUAUAUGAUACAUGAUACUCACUCCAACAAGAUUAUUGAUACAACUAGAUUGAAUGGUGGAUUGUAUAUCUUAGACUCUCCUUCAGUUACCUUGUAUCGUACCCCAUUUGCUCAUUCCAUCAAUACCUUACAUGAUCAUUAUUUAGACACAACUCAUAAUUGUAAUCUUUGGCACUUAAGACUUGACCACCCAUCAAUACCUUAGAUGAUUGACACAACUAGAUUGAUUGAUGUAUGUUUCAAUGCUAAACAAAAGAAACUCCCAUUUUCUCACAGUCAUCAUGUUUUCAAUUUUGUCUCUGACUUGGUGCAUAUGGAUAUUUGGGGACCAUUAUCCACACAAUCUUAUGAUGGGAUAUAGAUAUUUUCUUACUAGUGUGGAUGAUAAGAGUAGAUUGUCUUGGUUAUUUCUCAUGAGAUUAAAAUCCAUCAUUAAAUCAUUUGUAUCAAUGAUCAAAACUCAUUUUAACACAGCCAUUAAAUGCAUUAGAUCUGAUAAUGGUUGUGAAUUCAUUCUCAUAGACUUUUACAAAAAAA